Molecule: messenger RNA, 1959 nt
Organism: Macrosiphum euphorbiae (potato aphid)
Lineage: Eukaryota; Metazoa; Arthropoda; Insecta; Hemiptera; Aphididae
Source: the annotation of a GenBank genome assembly
AUGUAUUGUAAACAUGAUGGCUGUAAAAGGUUCAAACUUAACAUUUUACCUACUGGUGAAGAAGCAGUUGUUGAAGUUUACAGUACAAGUAUAAACUUUAAUCAUAAACCAGAUGCUCGAUACACUACUCAAAUUAGGGGAGUUGAACGAAAAAUUAUUGCAGAAAAAAUUAAAGCGAAAAGUGCUUUUAAGUAUAGACAGGAGUGUGUAUUAUCAGUUUCACCUAUUAAAUUAAUGGAAUGUGGAAAUUUGCAAACAAUUAAAUCUCCUUCGAUGUUAAGGAAACUGAAUAGUGAACAACAGUUUAAAGGGGAUUUCAACCGAAAUGAUCACUUUGAUGUAGUCUUAAUGGCCAAAGAACAUCCAUGGUUGAAUAUGAAAGUUCCCGAAAGUAUAGAAGAACCAUUCAAUGUAACAUGGGCAAGCCAACAGCAGUUGGCAAUGGUUCAAAAUUUAUUUAAACAAGGUGUGUUAACAACUAUUCAUGUGGAUUCAACAGGAUCAGUUGUUAGGCCCCCUCAGAGCUCAACAAAACAAACUAUUUAUUAUUAUGCUUGUGUAGUGCGUAUAGGUGAAAUUGAAACCGUAUGCCCAAUAACUGAUAUGGUCAGUGCAACACAUGAUAGAGAAACUGUUACAAAAUGUUUGAAAUGUUUCAAAGAUCUAGUAAUUGUAAAAGAUCCAAGUAUCUGGCCGCAUUUCAAAAAUGUUGUAACUGAUUUCAGUUGGGCUUUUAUGCAUGGUAUUUCUAAAGCAUGGAAUGGUAAAGAAACAAUAUUUGAAUACCUGGAUAUGUGCCAUCGAAUAAUAACUGGAAGAGAAACAUUGUCUUAUAGCACAGUAGUUAUUACUUCUUGUACAAACCAUUAUGUUAAAAAUAUUCUGAACCAUGUUAAACACUAUUAUCCAGAUGAUGAAAAAACAGCAUUUUAUAUAGCCAGAUGUGUUGGGUUAGUGUUUGAAACGAACAAUUAUGAAGAAAUCAAACAUUGGUUUAAGUUGCUGUCGACUAUGAUCUUGUCAGACAAGUCAACGGAAAUGUGUAAAGCAGCAAGUAUGGAAAUGAAAUCGUACCUAAAAACAAACAAUGGAAUAGUUGAGUAUGAAAUUGAAAUGUUUGAUGACGAUAAAAAUUACUCUUGUGGUAAAACCACUGAUACCUUGUAUUAUGCCGAACGAAAAAAAUCUGCAUUUUAUCAUGAUUUUAAACAAAUAUUCGACAGUGUGAGAAAAAUGGUAAAUAUUACAUCACAGGAUAAUAAUCACCUAGAUGUUAAUAGUAUGUAUUCAGAAGAGUACUUGUUACAUUUCCUUAUUGAAAAUGUGCCAUACAUGCCUCUGUGGACAAAAGUUAUGACUACUCUUGUUCAUCUGGAAGAACGCCAGAGUAAUGCAUCAGUAGAAAGUUGGUUUAAUUUAAUGAAAAAUCAUAUUUUACAAGGCACAAGAAGAAUGAAAUGUAGUAGGUUUAUAGAAAAUAUAACCCAAUAUGAAGCUCAAUGCUUUAGACAGGUUGAAUUACAAAUACCUAAACGUAUAUGUGCCAUAAAAAAAAAAGCUGAUUGUGACGAGGACAACCUGCAUUUAAAUACUCCAGAAACAUGGAGGAAGAAAGGAAAACGUCCAGCAUUCUUGAGAAACAAUAAUAACAUUUUAGGCAAAAGUUAUGGUGAAAACCAACAAAAUUGUUUGUCAUUAAAUAUACAGAGCCAAGAUAAAACACUACAACAGGGUGUUGUAUUACAUUCAAAAGGAGAUGAGUUUAAUAAUGAUCAUCUCACUGUUUGCAGUCAAACAGAUCAACCAAUUGUACGCAGUUUGGAUAAAGGUGAGCAAUUAUUUGAUAACCUCAGUGACGUCAGUGAUCACGGUUGUCUAUUAACAAGAGAAAAUAGUACAAGUCCAAGAGUCAUUGAGAAUAUAAAUAAAACUGUUGAUAAUGCUUCACCUGUGGCUUAG